Fukomys damarensis (Damara mole-rat) is the source of this 2444-nucleotide messenger RNA. It is a transcript of the gene Slc30a4, whose product is annotated as solute carrier family 30 member 4. Bases 44 to 907 code for a protein of 287 amino acids. Gene Ontology annotation, cellular component: plasma membrane. The transcript is spliced from 7 exons. Gene Ontology annotation, molecular function: zinc ion transmembrane transporter activity. Gene Ontology annotation, biological process: response to zinc ion; zinc ion transmembrane transport. Lineage: Eukaryota; Metazoa; Chordata; Mammalia; Rodentia; Bathyergidae. The record is from RefSeq and is a predicted model, not a curated record.
GGGCGAACUCGUAGGCGGCUACAUUGCCAACAGCCUCGCCGUGAUGACAGACGCACUGCACAUGCUGACGGACCUCAGCGCCAUCGUCCUCACACUGCUCGCUCUGUGGCUGUCCUCCAAGUCUCCAACAAGAAGAUUCACCUUUGGAUUCCAUCGUUUAGAGGUGCUGUCGGCGAUGAUCAGCGUGCUGCUGGUGUACAUCCUGAUGGCGUUCCUCCUGUAUGAAGCCGUGCAGAGAACGCUCCACAUGAAUUAUGAAAUAAAUGGAGACAUCAUGAUCAUCACUGCCGCUGUGGGAGUUGCAGUGAAUCUCAUAAUGGGGCUUCUGCUGAACCAGUCUGGCCACCAUUCCCACUCCCACUCCCCGGUCUCCAGCUCUCUGAGCCCCAGUCCUGGGGACCCCCGGUCGGGGCACGACAGCCUGGCAGUGCGAGCCGCCUUUGUGCAUGCCCUGGGGGACCUGGUGCAGAGCAUCGGUGUCCUCAUCGCCGCCUACAUCAUACGAUUCAAGCCGGAAUACAAGAUUGCAGACCCCAUCUGUACGUACAUAUUCUCCUUACUUAUGGCUUUCACAACAUUCCGCAUCAUCUGGGACACAGUAGUUAUAAUACUAGAAGGUGUGCCGAGCCAUUUGAAUGUAGACCGCAUCAGAGAAGCUCUGAUGAAGAUAGAUGAUGUCUACUCAGUGGAAGAUUUGAAUAUCUGGUCUCUCACGUCAGGAAAGUCCACCGCCAUAGUUCACAUGCAGCUAAUUCCCGGAAGUUCAUCUAAAUGGGAGGAAGUGCAGUCAAAAGCAAAGCAUCUGUUGUUGAACACGUUCGGCAUGUAUAAGUGCACUAUUCAGCUUCAGAGUUACAGGCAGGAAGUGAACAGAACUUGUGUGAACUGUCAGAGUUCUAGUCCCUGAUUCUGUGUGUCUGGGGGCUGCGGCCUUAUGUGCCCCACAGUCACAGACUCGAGAGCAAUAAAUAAAUGCACCGGAGGAGAGAGUGGGAGCUGUGUCUGUGUGAAGCACCAGUCCCAGAACAUUCGCUCCAGCCUGCCAGUUUGUGUCUGUGUCAUUUUCAGAUGAAGAUGUUUCCAAAAUGCUGUUUACAGAGAGACACAACUCUACAGAUACCUCACAGAAGAUCGUCCAUUCAUUUUGACAGUUGCUGUGUUAAAGGAAGCAUCAGAAUUCAGUAUUUAAUUUACAUUUUACAGUACUUUUUAAAGGCCAUUUUAUAUCAAGCCAGUGCUAGUAAACUGAGUUGUUUUUUAAGAUUAUGUAAUCUUGACAUCCAGCUUCUGAAUUGCUCUUUUUACAGAAAUUUUCUCAGCCAAUUUCAGACAGUACCGGUAAUUAUGCAGAGUAGAGCAUGUAUUCAUUCCUAAGUGUUUCAGAAAAGUUUCACUUCACAAAUAAGUCUGUUAUUGUCAAAGUUACACUUCAUAAACAACUUUUUCCAGAUAUUACUGAGUUUUGAAUCUCAGAGUUGACCAUUUUGAUUAUCUGUAGGUUUAUCAGAACCCAAUCUUUACAUGUUGUGAUCACUGUCAUUAAAUUCUUUAGGUAAUAUUUUCAGUAUAAUUCUGAACAGCAGAAAUUAAUUUUAAAUUCAAAUUACCAUACAGUUAUUUAAAACAAAAUAAAGUAGUGAGAGUGCGAUGUGGAGUUUCAGACUUACAUUUUUCCCAAGUCACUUUUACUGUGUGUAAAAUUAUCUUGCAAUGGCAAGAGACUGCAGAAUGGAAGCCGUGGUCACCCCUUUCAGAACUGCCGGCGCAUGUACAGAUUGCUCAGGAGCUUGUUCCCACACACCAGGUCAUCUGUAUGCUUUGCAGGUGGCUCUCGAGGGCUGCAGUCCUUACCGUCAUCCCCACAGUAAGUCUCCCAGGACGAUGGCCCACACUGUUUAGAUACGGGUGAGGGAUUCUCCGUGGACUCCACAACCCCAGAGGAUUGGUAAAAGAUAACUGCUUUAAGAAAACAAAUGGUAAAAUGGUUUUAGUGUGUGUGUGUGCGCGUGUGUGUGUGUAAGCCCCGGGAGGAACAGGCCUUGCACCUGUGUUAUAGGGAGGCAGCUCUGACAUUUCCAGUGAAAUCACCAUGGUGUGAAUAUCCGUGUUGCAUUUCACAGCCACUGGUUCCCAGGUUGUCCUUGGGUACUCAGCAGUCCCUCUCCAAUGGGGCUGCUUUCUUAUCGGAAAAACUGAUAGUUAGCUCCUCAGAGAAUCAGAGUAACAACAACCCGGGAAAGUUGUGAAUUGAAAUCCUUGAGAGGCAUGCGGCUAACUAACUCACUUUCUGAGCUUGUUUCUUGUGCACUUUCCUCUGUCUUACAUAGAUAUAAGGUAGGUGCUUUUCCUGUCCGCCUGCUUCUUAGAAAGUUAUUGGAUAAGCUGGGCAUGGUGGUGCAUGCAUAAAAUCCUAGCACUCAAGAGUUUGAGGAAGAUCGCUGGAG